Messenger RNA from Nasonia vitripennis (jewel wasp), 1726 nucleotides. It is a transcript of the gene EloB, whose product is annotated as elongin-B. Gene Ontology annotation, molecular function: protein binding. The transcript is spliced from 3 exons. Bases 282 to 635 code for a protein of 117 amino acids. Gene Ontology annotation, biological process: transcription elongation by RNA polymerase II. Gene Ontology annotation, cellular component: elongin complex; VCB complex. Lineage: Eukaryota; Metazoa; Arthropoda; Insecta; Hymenoptera; Pteromalidae. The record is from RefSeq and is a predicted model, not a curated record.
AAAAAAAUUAAAUCUGAUCGUAUAAUGUUUUAUACAAAACGCGCGAAGAAUGUGAUACUUUACUAUAUUAUUUUUUACUCUUCGGUUUUCAUUGUGUGAGAUUCUGCGAAUGGCAUACUUACCUAUAUUCUUUUUAUGUUCCGUGAGCGUGAUCCACAAAAUUUGUAUGCUUUGGGGAGGACUUUCAGUUUUCGCCCAUAACCUGAAUCUUCUGUGAUAUUCAAAACAGAAUAUUACAAUUUGGAUUCGCCGGCGAAUUAGAAUUAUUUUAAUUUUAAAUCAUGGAUGUUUUUUUAAUGAUACGGCGAAAGAAAAUGACAAUAUUUACGGAUGCUAAGGAAAAUACAACUGUUCUCGAGUUAAAGAAAAUUAUCGAAGGAAUAUUAAAGAUACCUCCUGGAAAUCAACAGCUAUUCAAUAAGGAUAACCUUCUUAUGUCAGAUAACAAAUGUUUGUCAGAUUAUGGGCUCUCAUCAGCUACUGCCAAAGCACAAUGCCCAGCAGUGAUUGGGUUAGCUAUACGUCAAGAUAAUGGACAAUUCGAGCAAUUAGAAAUGACGCCAUUCUCUCUACCCCCAGAUCUUCCUGAAGUAAUGAAAACUCAAGAAACUAAUGGUCAAGAGCAAUCACCAUGAGUUCUGCUAAUGGGAAUAAAGUCAAUUGAAAAACAUCCACUUGUUUUUCGAAUGGAAGAAACCCAUUAGACUCUAAAGGAUAUCAGAGUCUGAAAAUAGACAUUUCACAAGAAUUUUUUUUAUAAGUGCAUUAAUACAUAUAAUAAUUGAAAGGAAGAAACCAUUUAAAUCAAACUUCUUGAAGAAAGUGUCUCUGAUUAUCGAUGAAUUUCAAAAUUGUUAAUUCAUAACAAAAGUCUAACCUACUUUUUGUAAUAUUUUGAUUUUUGCACUUAUUGAAUUGAAGAAAACUGAUAUUUUCUCUUAUACCUGCCUAAUGUAAGCUUGAUGCUUAUUUGGCAAUAUUAUUUUUAACUCAAAUUUGUUUGAGAUAUAAAAAAAAACACAUCAGUCAUCUCAAUGUUCAUGUGAUAAUGCUAAGUUGGGUAAGCAGCUAACAAAUAUUAAUUUCAUAUUACCUUUUAAGAUGCAACCAUUCGAAAGGCAUACAACCAUUUUACACUUUUGUAAACUCUACACAAAAAAUAAAUAAUGUGUUUUCCAUCUUAAAAUCACUAUAUGUAUAAUGUACCAUUUAUUGAAUUUUAUAGCAUGAACAUUUUGUUUUUGUUGUUUCAUGUCUAUAAAUUAAAAUAAUUUAUAAAAGUCUAAUGUGUAUAAUAUGAUAAAUUUUAUAAAUUGCGAUUGCAUGGAAAACACAAAUGCAUUAGGCACCGUAUGAAUAAAACCCAUUUUUUGAGAUCCUUAAAAGAUGGAAUAACUAAUCAUAUACAGAGUUUUUUUAUUAUUGCCUAAACAAAUAGGUAAUCAGGGCCACGUAACUGAUCAAUAAAUAUGUGGUGCCUUUGCUGCCACACAGAAAAUUUUGUAAACAAUUUCAUCAUAUUUCCUUUAUCGUGAAAGGCAGCUGAAGUAUUGAUUUUAAAUACAUAAAUUUUAUAUUUAUUUUUUUUGGCUCUUAUUUGAUUAGAAAACCACAAGUAUAAUAUAUGAGCUUGACUUCUACCAAAUGAUAUUUAGUUAUAAAAUGCCAUCUAUGCUAUGAAUGUAAAACUAAAUAAAUUUGCUAAUAUUAUUAACAAAUAACAAAA